AUGGCACGCCGAGAAAAUCGACUCUCGGUAAACUACGAGAGUCGCAGAAUUCAAACUCCAACUUCACUGGAAAGUGGGAGUUCUGGAUAUACACGAGUGGCCUCCGAUGGCGUAAUCUAUACGAGUGAUACACAUUCUCCAAGUACAUAUAGAAACGUUUCAGAACCGGAAAUGUAUAACCAAUAUCAGUACAGACGACCACUAUCGCAUCAACAGAAUUUCCAGAAUGUACAGCAGCAACAGCAACAGUCUCAACUGUCACUGUCACUGUCACUGCAACCACCUUUAAAGCCACCUACCAAUCGAAGAACCUCUUCAAACUCCUCCACAUCAUCCAAUCUUCCAUACCCUGAACAUGACUACUUUGAUUUUUCAGCAACAGAUCCUUCUUCGGUAUCGACAAAGAAGCCCUCACACUUGACUGUAAAUACCUUUGUGAGCCCUGAUACCAACUUUAGCUUUUCUGAAGAACAAGAUAUGUCACUUAAUGAGUUCCAAGUAUCGCCUACAAAAGGAGAUUUCGAUACCGCUGAGCCAUCACGUCUAAGCAAUCAAGUGGAACAAUACCAACUGUCAGUGAAAUCUCCUAGGGAUACCCAAGGCGAAGGAUCUUCCCAACCACAUCUUCCACUUGUUGAAGUACCGGAGUUUUCACCAAGUUCAGACUAUCUGCAAUCGAAUUCCCCCACAAAGUCUACAAACUCGAACACUAUUGGACUGAUAAUUGGUGGUUACAAUUAUAGUGGCACAUCUAUCGAAAGCUCACAGUCAUACAAUGUUGGCGGUUCGGCCUCAAACCUCUUAACUCCGGCUGGAUCAAGUGCACAACCGCACCAACCAUGCAAAUUGAGGUCUUCAGAUAGACUUAAUGAUCUUCGACUCCCAUCGCCGGAAACUUAUGAGCUGAGACAUGAUGGGAGUCAGUUGUCCACUAGUUUCAACUAUCCUGGUUAUAACUCAGGGCAUGCUCGUAACAGUUCUGGCUCGUCCACUGUAUCCACGUCCUCGCAGUCAACAUUAGUUCCCUCUUCGAAGGACAAGAGAUUUGUGCGUUAUGUUAUGAAUACUUCGAAAUCUUCUACUGCCAGUAAUUCUAAAUGGAAUAUGAAGAACGUUCUUCGGUGGUUAGACUCACACAAUUUCAAUCAAUCAUGGAAGGAUACAUUCAAGCGGAAUGAAUUAUCUGGAAAUAGAUUCCUUGAACUUUGUAAUUAUGAAAUAGAUCUGAUGGUGUGGAGACAAUUUGGGAAGUUUCUCGUCAUUGACUCUGAACUCAACUCUAUCUCGAGAUUCAUUACAUUAUUGAAAUUAGAGGUGGCUCCACAGGAACAAACACACUCACAAACACAACCAUCGUCUUAUGAAGAAGGAAAUGAUUUCCCUCCACAUUGGUCUCGAAAGAGUUCAUCUGAAUUGAACCCUUCUCAGCAAAUACUGCAACAACAACAACUUGCUCAUCAAAAGGCGGAGAAUAGAAAGUCCACUCCAAUUUUCCAAAAACAUUUCCUGGGUAGUAAUUUACAACCUUCAAACUUUGGAAACAGCUUAGCAUUACCAAGAUCUACCUCAGGUUCAGCUUCAAUUGGUUCAUCCUCUGCACCAAUAAAGCAACGCCCGUUCUCGUAUAUCAAUCCAUCAACAAGUAAGGUGAAGGAUUCGCCACAAGCAUAUAAAUUUUUUAGAAAACACAACCGAACUUCUUCUACGGAUUCUCCUCAUGAGAGAGAAAGAGAAAGGGAAAGAGAUUAUAGCAGCACUCCAAAUUCUGCAAUUAUUGGUAGUUCUCACGAGUUUCCUAUGAAAAAAGUAAAUAAGCCUGCAACAUCCAUUUCAUUAAAUGAUGAUGUUAUCUAUGGAAGGGUGCCAUCUGGACCAAAUGGUUCCAGUCUGGCCGUUUCUUCUGGGAAUGGAGGACAAGCAACUACACCUACAAACACUACAAACCCGGUUAAUGCACCAGCUUCGGCCACCACUCCCACCACUACAACUAUGAAUACCCCAUCCAGCAAGAAGGAUCGGUUGUUAAGUACUUUUAGAAAAUAUGGGGGUGACAGAGCAGCAGGGAUGGUUAAACACGGAGCCAGUUCAAGAAACAGUAUCGCAAAUGCAUCUAAGGGUCAAAAUGCUACAAGCAGUUCGUUGGACCAGGUGAGUCCUCUCAACAUGCAAUCCAAUUUACAACAUCGUCGGGCAUCAGAUAACAACUCUCUCAAUUCUCACCUAUCUUCUUCAUCAUUACCUAUCGAGAAGAAGUUUCAAACUUCUGCCAAACUGAUACAUUCAACGCCAGAAAUUGAAAUUUCUUCGGUUAUGGAUCCCAUCCCGACUACAUUGGAUGAAAAAUAUUUGCCCAAACCUAAACAUACGGGGGUUUCCAAACCUAUAUUAGUAAGUAAAGACAACCACCAAUUCUUCCCUGUAUAUGUCAAAUUGGAUAAUAUCUCCGAGAUACAAGAAAUUAGACAACUUGUUAUAAAGACACUCGAUCUUAUUGAUAUUGGAUUGAUAACGUUUCAUCUUACUGAAAUUGGAUCUGAUGAGGGGUUAGCAUUACCAGAGGAGUUCAUCUUGAAUGUACUCCAAAUGCAUGAUCUUCCAAAGUUUGUUAUCAAACAAGAGUUAUCCUCCCCAUCGGUUGCAACUUUAUCUACAACAUCAUCAGAUUCCAAGUCUUUUGAGUUGAAGGGUGAAAAUAAUGAUGAGAAAUUCUACCCUGCCACGCCGCAAUACUUGUUGCAAAAUAACUAUAGUAGUGACUCUAAAAUUGAUUAUUGGAACUUCAAAGAAGUGGUUUCAGAAAGGUUACCUAAAAUUCAAGCAUCCCCAAACUAUCCUACGUCUAUUCAGACUGCAGCUAGAUUGCCACAUGUUCCAUUAAAAUUAGAAAUCCCACACAAUUUCAAUAAAGAUACAGAAAAGCAACCGACACUUCUGAUUAAUACAAAGGUUGAAGAUGAAAUAGUCGAGGAAAUUAUUAACAAUACAACAACCGAUCAAAGAGGUAUACCUACUAGUUCCUUCAGAGUUUUAAGAAAAGAAGGAAGAGAAAUUGACUUUGACAAGCGGAGAAAAUCUCCAUUCGAAGCAAAGGCGCCAAAAUUGAUACCAAAUAUAUACUCUUCAUCUGUAGGUGACUCUUUGAAAUCACCAAUAACAGCAACGACAGUGUCUACUCUCAAAGAUAACGAUCCUUCUCCUAAGGAACCAACUAGUCACUUAAAAGCCCCUCCAAUAAAACCAAAGGAUCUUAAUCUUUCUUUACGCUCAAGAUCGAAUUCAAGGAACAGUACAAGAUCUAUCGGAGGUGAUUCCAUUGGCUUGGAUUCUUCUCCCAAAUCAAACAAUUCUAUUAUUGCAAAGAGAGCCCCACCACCUCCCCCAAACACACUUAAGCGUUCUGGGUCUCUGGUUGUCCGCAAAUCUUUAUCUAGAUCAGUGUCGAAUAUUGGUCAGUCCUCUGUUUCUGCGCUUUCGCAAGAACUGUUAAUAUUAUCAACUAGAUCUAACAGUAGUAGUGAUCGAUCCAUGAGUUUUAGAAGAGCCACCAGUAGAUUGCGUGGAGGAAGUGUUAGUCGGAAAUCGACUAUGAGCCGUGAUGACGAAUUCAAACAGAAUGAAAUUUCUUUUGAAGAGAUACCAGAUGAUGGGAUAGCUCCAAAUGAACUUUCUGAUGAAGAUGACUUUUUCGUGAAGCCAGUAAAAAGUAAGGAUACUACAAAGAGGAUAACCCUUGACCCUGCAAAUAGGAAUGGUAAAGAUGUUAAUGAUAAUGACGAGGAUGAUGAAGAAGAUGACGAUUUCUUCAUGAAACCAAUUGAAGGUACACCAAAACCUUCACUGAAGAUGAAUGUGAGACCUCCGAUUGAUGUGGUCUAUAGUAACCUUGAAAAGUAUUUUCCUAAUACGAAUUUGGAUAAACCCAUUAUUGAUGAUACUCCAUUAUCACCAGUGUUGGGUACAUCCGCGAAAGAUCCAACUGAGGUCACCAAUUCACAACCUAUGAGGAAACCUACUAUAUCAAGAACGUUCUCAAAUGCCAACAUUUCUCCUAGUCGCCCUACAAUGGAGUCUGAUAAUGAAUAUUUCGGGGAAUCACAAUCCAAAUUAAGUCGCAGAAGAAUGAAGACAAUUCGUAUUGUUGCUAACGAAGCAAGAAGGAAACGCUUAGAGCAACAAGCCGCCUCUCCAUAUGGCACAUAUUUAUCAGAUGUUUCUCGAAACAAUAGUAAUUUAAUUGGGAAGGCACAUGGAGCUUCUGCAGUAGUCAAUGUGGAUGGGGAAAGUGGAGGCGCAGUUAGCCGAUCUACUACCUCAUCUGGUAAUAGCGUUGGAUUAUUCCGUACUAAUACUAAAAUGUGGGGUCAACGUGUGGUUGAAGUGACAUCCACUGAAAUUGAAAAGGGAUUUGUGAGUAAGAUUAGGAACAAUAAAAACGGUCAAUUUGAAGAAUUUGCAUGGAUAAAGGGUGAGUUGAUUGGCCGUGGAUCGUUCGGUGCAGUCUAUAUCGCUCUUAAUGUUACCACCGGUGAAAUGCUUGCGGUCAAACAAGUCGUUGUACCACAAGGGUCACAUAAAAAGUCACUGAAGACUUUAGAGGGUAUAGAGGCCUUACACAAAGAAGUCGAGACUAUGAAGGAUUUGGACCAUAUUAAUAUAGUGCAAUACCUUGGAUUUGAGCAGAAGGGUAAUGUCUAUAGUUUGUUUUUGGAGUAUGUUGCCGGUGGAUCUAUUGCUCUUUGUAUGAAGAGUUAUGGGCCAUUCGAAGAAGGCCUUAUUAGGUUUAUCACGCGUCAAGUACUUCUUGGACUUGAGUACUUGCAUAGCAAUGGGAUUUUGCAUCGUGAUUUGAAAGCUGAUAACCUUUUACUUGAGGUAGAUGGAAGAUGUAAGAUUUCAGAUUUUGGUAUCUCAAAGAAAUCAAGUGAUAUUUAUGCAAACAAUGCCGAGAUGUCUAUGCAAGGUACAAUUUUCUGGAUGGCACCAGAGGUCAUUGAUAGUAUCGUUGAAGAUAAGAGACAAGGGUAUAGUGCAAAGAUUGAUAUUUGGUCACUUGGAUGUGUUGUUCUUGAAAUGUUUGCCGGAAAGAGACCAUGGUCUAACGAGGCGGUGGUUAGUGCAAUUUAUAAGAUUGGUAAAACAAAAUUGGCACCACCAAUUCCAGAAGAUAUUGAAGGUAAAAUUUCACCAGAAGCAAAAGAUUUUAUUAAUCAAUGUUUCACAAUCAAUCCAGAAAAGAGGCCAACAGUACAGCAGCUUCUCCACCAUGACUUUAUGCGACAAGACACCGAGUUUGUCUUUGAAGAUACAAAGUUAGCUCAAUUGAUCAAGUUUAAUCUGAGAAAGAGUGCUUAUCUGGACAAAAAGUGUGACAAAGUAAAUAAUUAA
This is a messenger RNA of [Candida] anglica, 5385 nucleotides long. The record is from the annotation of a GenBank genome assembly. NCBI's taxonomy places the organism in Eukaryota, Fungi, Ascomycota, Pichiomycetes, Serinales, Debaryomycetaceae.